Cataglyphis hispanica is the source of this 5519-nucleotide messenger RNA. RefSeq lists its product as uncharacterized. The transcript has 4 exons. The coding region runs from base 129 to 5465 and encodes 1778 amino acids. The record is from RefSeq and is a predicted model, not a curated record. NCBI's taxonomy places the organism in Eukaryota, Metazoa, Arthropoda, Insecta, Hymenoptera, Formicidae.
UCUCGCAACUUAACUUCUCCAUCUAUUUUUACGGGCAAGAAAUAUCAUAUAUCUUUGAAUUAGUUGGAAUAAUGUAUGAAGACUGUGAAAUAUCAAGAGAGGUAAAUCUUGGACGAAGUUAAAAGGUAAUGGAGAACAUCGGUGAGGGUGACAUAGGUCGAACUGAAGGAAAGGAGAAGCUCUCGUCUCGCUACGAUUUCGGAAAACGAUGGCAUCGCUUUCGGAUUCUCACACCGCGUUCCUUCAUCCUUCGGGGUUCCCGCGCGAUGGGCGAUCCUCGAUACAAGUAUAAAAGCCGUGGACGGCAAGCGGUACCGUGCUCGGUAGUGGCUAUCGCUUACGGACGUCUGUUCGAGCCAAAGGAGUGGACGAAGGAACACGUGGAUCAAGUGCUCGAAUACGGCGACAGGUUGUUCCGCACGAGCGCCGCGAGAACGCGGUUGAAGGACGACGAGUACAUGAGGACUAAUCGCGUGUACAACGAAUUCUACGUCGAUUUCUGCAAGAUCCUAGUUGGCAUCGAAGACAGCGGUAUCCACGGCAAUCUCUUGAGUGGGUCUACCGGCUGCACCGAUCUCGCCCACGGUCUGCACAAGUUUUUACGGGACAAUGAUUCUGGAGUGAUCACCGCGCAGGGUAGUUCCGUCGCUUUUUGGCGACAAUCUCCUGAUGCCAAAAAUAUUUUGUAUUACGACCCGGCAUCGUGCGACGAGAUCGGUUUGCGUUGCCCCGGCGGCGUAGCCUGUCUAAUGAGAUUCAAGUGCAUCAGUGAUCUGCACGAUCAUCUGCUGAAGAAUCUGGAUCAGCGUUACGACUCCCGAUACUGCAUCGACAAGGUCACCGUGUUGCGCGUUACAGAGGUUGGUCGCGGUUUCAUCGAUCGUCUACCCGAUGGUUUGCCGAUAAUCCGGAGGAGCAUAUUGCGAUCUAUCGAUGUGUCGGACGAGCAUAAGACUGACUGCACUAAGCCAAUACCCAAGGAUGACAAGUCGCGCACACCCGCGAGGAUACGCAGGGAGCCGCUGUCGAUUGUCAUCUCGAAUUACAGCAUCGAUCGUCGCUUCGCCACGGAGCCAUUGGUGAGUCGGAAUGAUUUCGACACCGGCUAUUCCUACGAUGAUAUGCGUGUCAACGUACCGUCCACGUUCAGAGAAUUACGCGGCAAAAUGGCGAUUCUUCAUGGUUUUACUCAUGAAGGCAGCGAGAUUUACAAGGGCAAAGGCGACCAAAACGUGGCCAAUUGUGUAGUGGCUAUUGCUAUGAAAAAGAUUCACCCCGUGAAGAUGUGGAUAAGGUCGAAGCUGGAUGAGAUUCUGAAACUCGGUGAUUCGCUUUAUGCUAGCGUCAAAUCCGACAAGCCAAUGAUAAAGACGGUGACAGCUGCUGAUCUGAAUGACGCGAAGCUCCAAGUGAAUGAUCGUCAAUUGGUAGUAGAUGUUGAUCUGAUCACUGUGAUCGGCACGCUCAGCUCCAAAGUGCCAUCGGUGUUAAACCUGAAACAGGCGUUGGAAGAGUUUUUUCUGGUAAACGAAGAAGGCGUAAUUGAGACUACGUCCAUGGCGGUAGCAAUCUGGAGCCAAGACGACUAUUACUAUCUAUUCGAUCCUCGAGCCUGCGAUACCACUGGUAUCAGAAUUGCGAAAGAGGAUGCUAAGGUCGCAGAGAGAGGAAGAAAGGAGGAAAUCGCACUAAAGGAUAAAAAGGACGAAGGAAACUGCUGUGUGAUUCGAUUUCCCGACAUUGAUUCGUUGAUCGCUCUGUUUAUGAAGAACGUCGAUCCGGCAAGGAAAAAUGAUCGGUUCACGAUCAGACAUGUUGCGAUCGUGGACGACGUAGUCGGCACUCGACCUUGGAACGAUUUUCAGCCUGGUGAGGCAGGUAAGACAUGGGUAUUGCGCGGUGAAAUUUCCAACAUAGACGAAUCGUUCGAGGAGGAGAAUCAAGGGGUUCAGGGUCUCACUAUGCCGGUAGUGGCUCUGGUAAGUGCAUCGGAGACGCCACCGGCGAGAUGGAGUAGCGGGACUGUCGACGAAGCUGUCAGAGAAGGUAACGCUUAUUACAACUGGUGCAAGCCUGCCGAAACGGAAGAGGAAAUUGAGGAAAAGCCACUUCUCAUUCAAGAUUUGAAAAAAAACUUGUACUUUAAGAAUCGAAAAGUGAUUAUUGAUGUGGAGGACUCGGCGAUCGUCGGCAAUCUAUUGGCAUCGGAUGACUCUGAACUGCUUAAUUUAAAAAAAGGUCUGCAUCAGUUCUUCGAAGACAAGCAAUAUGGAAUAGUCGAGGUGAGGAAACUCUCAGUGGCGGUAUGGAAAGUUGAGGAAGAAGUAAACGGCAAAGACAAGGAAACAGUCUACUACUACUUCGAUCCGAAUCCGCGGGAUAAAUUAGGUCAAUUGUCAGCAGAGCCAGCCGAAGAGAAUUCUGCCUGCGUGGUGCGUACGUCGGAUCUUUCGACGUUGGCGAAUCUCAUCGAGAAGAACGCUGGACAGGAUCCUACAAAUAACGAUUUCGUGAUACAUGAGUUAAAAAUCGUCUCUAUCGGCACGUCAAUGACAGACGAGGAGAUUGAAGCGGAUAAAUUGAUACCGAUUAAGCCGGAUCUGAAUAACUACUCUAGUCUGGGCGACACUGGCGCUCUACUUUUAGGCACUAUCGAGCAAGGAAACGAGACAGCUUUUAAACGGCAAACAAGAGACAAACAACAGGCCGGCAACUCUUUAGUGGCUUUGGCAAUGACCAAACUCUACAAUCCUCAUCUGUGGUAUCGCGAACUUGUGGACGACAUCCUAAGGAUCGGCGACAAACUCACCGUCGAAAACCUAGCAAAUCUGCCCGAAGCGGAGGCUGAGGAGGAAACGCCCAGGAAUUAUCUUCUUCCAUCGGAGUUUGCGGAAGACUUCACUAUAGGUGUCAAUCGAAUGUCGAUUGGUCUUGAAGAAGAGUUUAUCGCCGGAAGAACGGCGGAUACAUCGACGAUACUGGAGCAGUUCUUUGAAGGGAACGCGAUGGGAGUGUUUCGUCAGAAUGACAUGAUGAUGCCGAUUUGGAAGGAGGGCAAUGUGUACUUUACAAUGGACCCUAGAGGCAGGGACGCUCGCGGUGAACCUGGGAAGGAUGGAGCCGCAGUGAUGUGGUUCACCGAUAUCCCCUCGUUGGCUGGCGUUCUACAGCAAGUCGCGCAACAGGGUGACGAUUUCGUCAUCGAUGCCAUCACGAUCGGGAACGCAUACGAAACGCGAGUGGCCGAAGCACAACGAAUUAAAAAGACUACCUCCGGAGAGGAUCUGUGGCAUCAUUUUCCCAAACUCGCCGAUGGUGUCUGGAGCAUCGACGGUAAUAUCGCCAUGACAGACGAGAGAUUCGACGAAGCAAAUCGCGGCAAACAGAGCGCAGCUAUUGCUGUGAUGGCCAUCGUUUUUUCCAAGGUCUAUCAAGCGAAAUACUGGACUCCGUCCAUUCUUGACGAAGUUAUCAUCACCGGCGACAAACUGCAUUCGAAAUGCGUCGAGCGACUGGGCAUGGAUUCGGUACCCUUGGUGAACGAGAUUAUCAGCGAAUUCUUCUUAUCCGGUCGAAGCAUCGUUCUAACAAUCAAGGACUGCGUUCAAGCGGGCAAUCUUGUCGGGAGACCGCCCAAGAUUCAUGAUCUGCGGACUGGUAUCGACAACUUCUUCGAUAAGUACAACGCCGGCGCGUUGAGCACGCCGGGAAAUCGAAAUAUUGCCAUAUGGAAGAACGACAACACUAAUUAUGCUCUAAUACCCGACUGGUCUAUCGUCACAGACGAGACCGCAGUGACGGUACCGCGAGUGUUCAGAUUCAGAGACGCGAGUCAUCUUGUAGAAUAUAUUUUGCGUCAUUUGGGAACGACGGACGAUUAUCAGAUUACCGCGAUCGAUGUGAUCAUCGAUAAGCCUUGGAGAUUCGAUCCUAGUCCGGCGAUUCGGCCGGCGAAUUUGCCUCCCUUGAAUGCUUACAAAAAAUUGCCGGGCGAGGCGCGAGCGAUUCUGCGUGGUAACUACCAUCAGGGUGACGAGAUCUUCCCCGAAAUUUUGCGCAACCGACAAACUGCGACGAAUUGCGUGGUCGCGCUUGGUAUGUCGAUCGUGAAGAGUCCCGUUACCUGGACGAAGAAAACUAUGGAUGAGAUCUUAGCGAUCGGCAGUGCCGUUCAUCGAGAAUCGUGCAAGGCGAGACCAACUAAAUCGAGAUUGAGACCGAAGGAUGUCAUCAGAGUAUUCUAUGUCGGUGUCAACGUGUUGACUGCUGACAUCGAGCCCAAUACUAUGAGCGGUCUAGUGACAAUCGAUAAGGAAGAAGAAAUGAAGAAAGAACAAGAAGAUAAAACAAAAAAGAUUGACAAAGACAAAAAGGAAAUUCUACGAGAACGACCGCCACCUCCGCCUCCGAUUUUACUUGAGGAAGGUCUGCAAAAAUUCUUCCAAAAUAACCGUGCUGGCAUUCUAGUAGUCGAUCGCGAUAUGCUCGCUAUUUGGAAGGAUUUGGGUAUCUACUUCAUGUACACUCCUAAAGCGAGAAACGAUCAGGGUCUGCCAGAUCUCGAUGGAACUUCAUGCACAAUGUGGUUCGCCUGCAUAGAACCUUUGUACGACGCAAUCUUCGCAAGCAUUGAUCCGCACGAGAGAUAUGGGACUUUUGAAAUCUGUCGGGUGAUCGUAAAGACUGCUGUGAUAAAACCCUUGCCAUGUCCAGCUGGUUUCCAACUUCAUUUAGAUCCUAGUGCGUCACUUGCGCCGAUCAUCUCCGCGAAAAAGAUUCCUACGUUGGACGUGAAGCCCCUGAGUCAGUAUAUCGCCGUGGAGGAGUUCGAUGUUCUACGCGGCAACCUGCACAUGUGUCAUCGCGUUUUCGGCCUGAGGAACAGAGGUCACCAAAGCACGGCGAUUGCGGCAGUCGCCGUCGUAGUCGGACUGUUACAUGUGCCGUCUACGUGGACGCCCGAGCUGAUUGAUGCUGUACUUAGAUACGGCGAUUUACUGUACUCGGACAGCGCACGUUGUGCUCGCGUGAACGCCAGGAAUCUGUCACCCAGUGAGCUGCUCACAGUAUUCAUCGUGGGCGAUCUCCGGGCCACCAUCCACGUUCACAAUCACACAGCCGCGGGGAUACUCCAUACCUUCGAUCUGUCGCAGGCGCUUGCCAUGUUUUUUCGCACGAAUUGCGCCGGUAUUCUGCAUACGGCCAAUCUGGCGGUAGCCGUUAUGCAGCACUAUGGUAAAUUCUACAUGUUCGAUCCGUGCGCGAGAAAUGAACAAGGCAGAUUUGCCUACGACGGAGCCGCCUGCGUGUUUAGGUGCAGCAGUGUCGCGAAAAUGGCCGGAAUUUUUGUAACUAACUGCAAUCUUAAACGGCCAAACGUGUACACUCUGAAUGCAAUCAACGUGUUGAACCUGCAGUUCUUCUCGGAUGCGCGAGACGUUUGUCCACCCAAGUGCGAACAAUGAUACGUUUUCUUGUCAGGUUUUUCUGUGUGAUAAACGCAAUGCAAAAAUCGUUAA